CAGGGCUACAUUCUACCCACCCCAAUAGCAUUCUACUCUUACAACUGACGCUGCGCAUUCCUACUCUGUCUUACACCAGGCAGUACAUUCGUUAAACACAAACAUCUUAGGCUAUAAACGGCACAAUCCCGUGCUCUUUGGCAACACUAUCGCAUACUCACCGGUGCCCCCAAUGGCCCAACUCACAGACCUACCCAACGAAGUGUUGGAGCUCAUAUACCGCGCUCUUGGAAGUAUUGACGACGUCCACCACUUGAUUCGAACAUGCAGGACAACAUCCCGUGUCACGUGCCAGCGAAACGUCUAUCUCGACAUCAUGCGUUCUAUCAUUCAUCAUUCCCCACAGCACAGACGUGACUACCAGUUAAACAAGAUACUAGCCGUCCAUGCGCAUUUCGUUGCUUGUCUUUUGGGAAAAACAACAGGGUUGCGAGCCACCAAACAUCCACUGUCAGCUUUGAAUGACCACGAGGUGAGCAUUAUAGAGGCUCUUUAUCUGAAUCCUCGCCAAGCUAAUUGGUCGGAUAUGGCGAUAUGUGAUGUCCUGGCUCGCUAUCAAGGUUUGCGCGUAUUAGAGGACAUUUGGUUGAGCAGGCAACUUGAAGAACAGGAUUACCUUUCCACAAACGAUGUCAGAGAUCACCAGGAGUUCUCUGGUAAGUUUGCUACCCUUGUCGCUCGUGCCGAUGAGUUCGCAGAGGGACAACUACAAAGACGGCACCCGAAAGACAAGCACACUCAUUUCUACAAGAGCAUGAACCCCGACCAAAGAGCUCGAUUCUAUGCUACUGUUAUUCGCAUCUGGCUUAUGAACGAGGUUCGAUGGAUGCUGACGAACUUCGACUGCACCAAAAAGCUCUUGGAUCCCUGCAAAAGGAUGAUUAAAUACAACGUGCAGGAUACGUCUCUGGUUGAAGGACUGGAUGAAUGCGCCGUUUUUGCCUUUAUGUAUCAUCAUCUACUCCCGAGAAACAUCAAAUUCUUGGCGGAUAGGAACUCAUCGAAGCUACCAUUUACAUUCGAGUCAGAUUUCCGCAAGGAUAAUGCCCAUUGUUGCAGAUUACUCCAGGCAUGUCUGACGGCAGCGCAAGCCCACUUUCAACCGCCUGAUUUGAUUGAUCUCGCUAUUCGCUCGAGACUCAGCCGCCAGCCGCCUUACCCAGCUAUGACGAUGCCGGAGUCAAGUGAGGAAUGGAGGCACCCGCAGUCCACGAACUCUCCGCCCUACAUGAACCUCUGUGAUAAAUACAUGACCCUGAUGGUACUGCGAGUCUGCGUUCGUCACCUCCACAGGAUUGGGUGGUCUUCGAUUCACGAUGAUGUUAAUCAUAUGGCUCGCGUACAGAAUAUGGUGCAGCUCUCCUACUACCCGCUUGGACAGAGGCUUUUAGAUGUUCCUGACUGGGCGAUGAUAUACCUUGUUCAUCGAGUGAUUUGUGGGUUUGAAAAGGACAAGUCGUGCCAGGAAGGCUUGAAGGACAUGAAUAGUAUAUUCCAGAAGGAAUGGCAGAAGGUCCAGUGGGAGGUAUGGUGGUGGGCGAACAGCGAUGAUAAGGCAAGAAUGAAAAUGGAGAGAUGGCGGCAGGUGCAAGCUACCACUGCCCCAGUGACAAUGGGUUGGCAUUGACGUAGUUUAGCAUAACACAAGGUUGAUAAGUGAGAUGUUGUACGCC
Messenger RNA from Bipolaris sorokiniana ND90Pr, 1673 nucleotides. RefSeq lists its product as uncharacterized. The transcript is spliced from 3 exons. NCBI's taxonomy places the organism in Eukaryota, Fungi, Ascomycota, Dothideomycetes, Pleosporales, Pleosporaceae. Bases 173 to 1627 code for a protein of 484 amino acids. The record is from RefSeq and is a predicted model, not a curated record.